UACUAUGGCUGAAUCACUAAGGGAAGUUUCUAGCAGUCUGGAAGUUCUGGAGGCCAGUGAUGAGAGAAAGAAGAAAUCCAAAUUUAAAGUCUUCAAGAGCUUUUUUGGCAAGAAGAAGAAAAAAGAGCCUGAAGGUGCCCAGGGAGAGAGGAGACUAAGACCAAGUUUGUCCAGCGGCAAUGUUGGCGUCUCUUCUCUGAAGCCAGUUCAGGAGAGCCGACAAACUGUGCCCAGAGCGAAGUGCAGCAUGGGGAUCAAAGCCCUCUCCCAUGACAGCAUCUUCAUGUUGGAGCCUGAGCCUGAAAGAUCAGCAAGAAAAUUAUACCCCUCUCCGGAGCCCCAGAGAGGCAGACCUCUGCAGAGAUCUCAUGUUUCCAGAACUCUGCCUAGAACUGGGACCGGUAGUGUGCGUGGAGCUAUUCCUGGAGCUGUGUUUGGAGCUAUGCCCCGAUAUGCACCCAGAAGUGGAAUCUGGGUUCAAGGAUCCAGGAUUACUGAGAUCCCACCACUGCGCCCACGCCAACCCAGCAUCAGCCCACCUCUUAUCCCAUCUCACUCAAUCUCUAAGGACUUUGAAGAAAUCUCUGCUGAUGAUGAGUCAUCUAAGAUCCCAAAAAAGAAGGCUUCACCACACAAGAUUUUGACAUUGAAGAAGAGCUCCUUUGAGCCCUCAUCUGGACCUGUUCUCUCACAGUCUUUCACCACAUUUGCCGUGCUUGCCUCUCCCAGCAGCACUCAGCUGCCUCUUGGUUUCAGCACCCCAGCCACCACCCAGGGCUGUUUGGAUUCUUCAGCUGCUCGACACAAGAUGGCUUUAAACCCCCGGAAACUAAAGAAGAAGGACCUUCAAGCGGCUAUUUAUGGCCUUGCAGUGUGGUUCAGUGGUUUCCAGGGUGUUUUAGAGAGUUCCCUGCAGCAUAUCAUUCAGAGAUCAGAAACUUCCAAUCGAGGCGAACUACUUCCAAUAGAACCAAAGCAGGAUGAGCCAAGCCUUCUACUGGUUUUUGAAGAAGAGAAGAGUACAAACAAACCAAAAGAAGCUGACCAAAAGAAGCCAAAUGAUGACAGUGCAGGUCCCUCAAGCCGGGAACAGAGAAACAAAACUGAGAUUUAUGAGAAGGAGACAGCAGAUCAGGCUGCAAACACAGAUGCUGCUGAGAGUCAGGGCUGCCCAUUGUCAGCAGUGUAUAGAGGGCAACAUGUAAGAAAAGGGUCAAGUGCUUCAGUAAUGAGUGAGUGUGGUCCCAGAGGAAGAAGCUUGAAACAAUCCAGUCGUGGGCUUGGCCUAGAUGAUAGAGCUGGAUCCCCAGCUGAUGAUAACACUGCCAGGGAAUGCCCUCCCUGGCACCUGUCCUUGGAGAAGCUAGUUGUGGAGCAGCCCAUAACUCCACAAGCGGAAACCACAACUUUUCAGGAGUUGCUUUCAGAUAAAGAUGACAUGGGAAGGAGAAAUUCCGGUAUAGAUUUUGAAGCCAGCAAAGCAUCAGCAUCACAACCCAUACCUGAAGACAUGGAAGAGUCCAUAGUUAGUGGUCCAUCACCACACCAUGAAGAUGGGGCCUCAGGAGCUAAGAAGACAGAAGCCAGAGCUUCUCUUUUACCAGUGGUGGAAAGCCUUUCUACAACUGAAGAAGAUGUCCUUUUCUCAGUGGCAGUGAAGGAUCGAGUAUUUAUGGAUCCUUCUCAUAUUCAGUCAGAAGAGGAGGAAGCUUCCAGCUUUGACUUGCAAAGCAUCCAAUUUAAAAUGGAGUCAGCUCAAGAUAUCCCAACUAUCUGCAAAGAAAAACCUCCUAGAAAUGUUCUCCAGGCCUUCACAGCAAGCAUUUGGGGUAUGGCAAGUGCUUUGGCAGAGGGAGGCAUUUCUGUAGAGAGGCUGCCUCCCAGAAGUCUUUCCCAGUCUUUGGGGAAGCCCAAAGCUGAAGAAGUCUCCUCAGAGAGCACUUCAGAGGCGGGGAGUGGUUCUGAGCAGCAGCUGGCUCCCAGAUACUCUUUCCAGUCCUUAGGGAAGCCCGAAGAUGAACAAGAAGGCUUUGCAGCAUCAGAUGGUCCAGCUGUAGAACUGAGCAGUUCUGAGCAGCAGCAACUGCCUCCUAGAUAUUCUUCCCAGUCCUUGGGGAAGCCCGAAGCUGAAGAAGUCUCCUCAGAUUCAGAGAGUGCUUCAGAGGAGAGGAGUGGUUCUGAACAGCAGCUGGAUCCCAGACACUCUUUCCAUUUCUUGGAGAAGCCCGAAAACAACCAAGAAGUCUUCACAGAAUCAAAAAGUUUUGUUGUGGAAUUGAGCGGUUCUAAUGAGCAGCUGGCUCCCAGAUGCGCUUCCAGGGCUUUGAGGGAGCCUGGAGAAGUCUCCACAGAGUCAAAUAGUUAUGUUGAAAAGGACAAUAGUGCUGAGGAUUGGGGCAGCUCUGAGGAAGAUCUGCCUCCCAGACACCCUUCCCAGGCCUUGGGGAAGCCCAAAGACCAACAAGAAGUCUCCUCAGUUGCAAAGAACACACCUGAGGAGUGGAAUGUUUCUGUGACGCAGAUUCCUCCCAGACACCCUUCUCGGCACUUUGUGAGGCCGAUUGUUCAGCAGCAGGUCUCCUCAGGUUCAAUGAGUGCUUCUGUAGAAUGGAGCGGUUCUGUGGAAGCGAUGCCUCCCAGGCACCCUUUCCAGCCCUGGGUGAGCCCUAAAUUUGAGCAACAAGCAAGUCCAGAGAGCAUUGCUGUUGAGUGGGGCAUUUCUACGGAGCCGCUGCCUCCCAGAAUGCCUUCUAAGCACCUGAUGAGGCCUAAAGUUGGGCAACCCGUCUCCUCAAAUCCAGAAAUUGCUGCUAUUGAAGGGGUCAAUUCUAUGGACCUGCUGCCUCCAAGGCAUCAUUCUCAGCCCCCGAUUAAACCAAUAGCCAAGCAAGAAAUCUCUGCAGGUCCAGAGAGCACAGCUGUUGAGGAGAGCAUUUCUAUGGAGCCACUGCCUCCCACAAUGCCUUCUCAGCCCCUGAUGAAACCAGUAGUCAACCAACCAAUCUCUGCAGGUCCAGAGAGUGUUGCCAUUGAAGGGGGUGCUUCUACAGAGCAACUGUCUCCCAGACAUCUUUCCCAGUCCUUUGUGAGACAUAAAGUCCAGCAAAUGUCAAGUUUUGAGAGUGCUGCUGUUGAGGGGGAUAUUUCUGGAAGGCCACUGCCUUCUGAACAUCCUACUCAGUUCUUAAUGAGGUAUAAAGUUCAGGAAAUGUCCUCAUGUGUCGAGAACACUGCUGUUGAAGGAGGCAUGUCUAAGAAAUCGCUGCGUCCCAGGCAUCCUUCCAAGUCAUUUGUGAAGUUUAUGGCACAGCAAAUCUUUUCAGAGAGCCCUGCUAUUGAGGGGGAAAGUUAUGUGGAUCCUCUGUCUUCAAAUCAACCUUCCAAAUCUUUGUUGAGGCCUAAAGUUGAGCACCAAGUUUUCGCAGGUUGGGAGAGUGCCAGUAACGAGGGAGGCAUUUCUUUGAAGCUACUUCCUACGAAACACCCUUUGCAGUCCUUGGGGAGGCCUGAAGACCGGCAAGAAGUUUUCUCACAUUCAGAGAGGGCUCCUGUGAAGUGCAGCGGUUUUAAAGUGCGGCUGCCUCCCAGGCACGUUUCCCAGGCAUUGGGGAAGCUGGAGUACCGGCAAGAAGUCUACUCAGUUUCUGAGAGCUCCACUGAAGAACGGAGUUCUGAAGAGCAGCUGCUGUCCAGAUGCCCUUUCCAAGCCGAGGAUGUGGCUGAAUUCCAGCCACAGAUUUCCUCAACAGGCUCAGUGAGUGUACCUGUAGAGUGGAACAGUUCUGAGAAACCCCUGCCUCCGAGGCACCCUUUUCAGGCUUUUGCAGAUCCUGAAUAUCAGCAACAGGUUUAUUCCAGUUCCGUGAGUGCUGCUGCUGAGGGAACCAUUUCUGAGUGCAAUUCUAGCAACUGGUCCCUACCAAGAGGCCCAGCUUCUCCAAACAAAACCAAGAAACACAGCCAAGGCUCUGAAGACCUCAUUAAGAACAUGCCAGCUACUGCUACCAAACCUGUGAAGUUCACCAUUGCUUCUGCCUGGCAAACAUCCACUUCAGGGGACACUUACUCUAAGGAGGAAGUUCUUCAGAGUGGUAAUCGAAAUAUCAGCCAUUCGAAUUUAUCUGCCAACGGGGCUGAUGUUGAAAAUCUUUUUGGAGUCCGACUGAGAAGAGUCCCUUCCUCACAGAAGUACAAGAAUGAGAAACAAGAUGAUUUUACCAAGCUUCCUUCACUCUCUUUGGGCCCAAUUUCAUCUUCCAUAGGUAGAGGACAGCCAAUCAAAAGAAGCACCUCCCAGGGGCUCCUGGGCACCACAGAGAACCUCACCACAAUAUCUGACUUUGGAAAGAAGCAACGGAGCAGGCCCAAAUCUGAAAGCAUGGCCAAGAAGGAACUGGCUUACAAGAUCCCAGGAAAGGCUCCUGAUCGACAGUCAGAUUAUACCACCUCAGAGCCAGCUUGGAUAACCAUGGUGAAGCAGAGGCAAAGGAGUUUCCAGGCCCACAUUCCUAUGAAAGAGCCAAAAACCAAGAAUAGAGCUGAAGCCAAGGCUGAGACUAAGGAGCCUAGAUAUGGGGGAACUGGCAUUGCAAAUGAAAAACAACCAAGAAGGAAUUUCACUUCUAAUGUCAAUAGACAGGAGAAGAUGACACAGAUGAAGCUACCUAAGUCUACCAAAGCAGGAUUUGAAGAUCCGAAGAUAUUUCAAGUGCCUGCCAUGGGAAAAGAAACCAGACGAUCUUCAACUCUCCCAGCAGUGCUCCAAGAGCCAGUUGAGCCGGUUGAGCUGGUUGAGCCAUUGGAUCCAGUUGAGCUGGUUGAGCCGGUUGAGCCAAUCUGGUUCUCUCUGGCCAAGAAGAAAGCCAAAGCAUGGAGCCACAUAGCAGAAAUCAUGCAAUAAAUAGCUCCUGGGUGGAGCAUCAGCAUUUCAAAUGAUAACUGCCAAUAGGUGUAUUAAUGCCACAUAGUCACUCUUUUACCGUAACCAUUUUUUAUUAAGCAAAACAGCCUUAGAAAUGGGAAUUAAAGCUAAUAAUUAUUUGAAUGAAACAAAUGCCAUGAAUGCCUAAUCUUCAGUAGUCAUUGCCAGCAUCUGAAAACCCAGCAUUUCCUCUGUGAAACUAUGUAAAAUGUUUGCACUGCUGUAGAACUGGGAAAUCUUUAACUUUGGACAAUGUGCUUUAGGAGGGAGAAAGCAAAAACAUUUCAUUGGAGCAACUAAGAAGUGGACAUUUCCCUUGAUCAAAUAAAUUAAUUCUAAUGGAAAUGUCCAGAUAAUUUGGCCUAAGGAUUCACUUUUAGGUUUUAUGAGCCUAGUUAAAUGCUUCAGUUCUUUGCUUGCUGCUCCAAUCUUUGCAAAGGCCCCUAGAAGAGGUGGUGGAAGUAAAAAUUCUGGGUCUCCAAGAAAAAUUUUGCACAGCUGGUCUCCUAAUCAGCACACUGCCCUUUGAAACAACCUUCUUUGUAUCCCUGGAGGACCCCAAUUCCUGCAAUACAGAGCUCUCUCUUUGCACAUGCCCCAUGUCAACCUGUUCCAGGUCUGGCAGCAGUGAGCACCUUCCUAUGAUGCAGAAUAUUUCUUGGGGAUUAUUGUACUCCUCUGGAUGGUUAGUCCAUUAGUGUUUGACCUUCUGCCCCAACAUCACUGUGACCCUCUCCACUUGCUCAGAAAUGUACUGGAUGUCAUACAUAUCCUGUUUUGUAAGCACUUAAGACCCUGUUGAAAUUCAAAAUUCUACAGAUGCCAAAAGCUGUACUUUCAAUCAGGAGAUGGGAAGCCUUCCACGAGGAAGUCUGGGGCCACUGGAGAGCUGUCUGUCCCCCUGGCUCCAGCCUUAAGUUGGAGACCUCCAUGUAGCCUAGUUUCUAGAUCCUUUCCCUCAGCAGCCUCUGUUUCACAAGAUUUUAGCCCAAAGCAAGACUACAAUCUCAAAGCCAUAGAACGAUUAACUUUCUGCUAACUGGAAGCCUUAAGUGAUUAAAUCAGCCUCUCCCUGCCCUCAUUCCUAGAGGCACACACCUCAAAAGUUACUAGGCUGGAAAGCCCCAACUUCCCCACUGAACCACUCACCCCCAAGUCCUUCCCCUUUAUUCCAUCCUCCAAACACACCAAACACUGAGAGCUCCCUUUGGAUGCCUGGACAGUAUCUAGCUCAUUUUCUUGGGAGACCCAGAAGUGUCUUCUUAGUAUACCUCUCACUGUGUCUGCCUCUGUCACCUCGGGGCUACUUUGCUUGAACAGAAAUGCAGGCCUAGACAUAACUGUGCCUUUAAAUUCUGAGUGGCAUGCUGCUUCAUGCAAAAAAAAAAAAAAAAUCAGAGACAGAGUGAGGUGCCAGAGCUUAUUUAAACCCUUGGUGCUUGGUUUUGCUGAUGAUGGUAUAAUGUGACAUUGUACAAUCAUAUGCUGAAAUUUGCGUUUUCUCUAUAAAACAUCUAUUUUUCCUGA
Molecule: messenger RNA, 6448 nt
Organism: Diceros bicornis minor
Lineage: Eukaryota; Metazoa; Chordata; Mammalia; Perissodactyla; Rhinocerotidae
Product: KIAA1210 ortholog
Exons: 12
Coding region: 5-4900 (1631 amino acids)
Source: RefSeq, a predicted model, not a curated record